Molecule: messenger RNA, 1682 nt
Organism: Nerophis lumbriciformis (worm pipefish)
Lineage: Eukaryota; Metazoa; Chordata; Actinopteri; Syngnathiformes; Syngnathidae
Gene: tspan6
Product: tetraspanin 6
Cellular component (GO): plasma membrane
Source: RefSeq, a predicted model, not a curated record
AAAUGUUGAAAUGUUUUGCACUUCCAGGCCACCGUAAUAACCAGUUUAGUAAAGUGAUUACCUGAAGGAUUCAUAGAUAAGUGAUAUUAAGUUGAGCGUCGUCUGGGGAUCAUCUGAUAGGCAGAAGCAAAAUAUAUAAUAUAACCGACCAACAAUGUCGCCACCUUCUCGGCGGCUUCAGACGAAGCCAGUGAUCACCUGCCUGAAGACGUUCCUCAUCUCCUACAGCCUCAUUUUCUGGUUCACAGGCAUGAUCCUGCUGGCGGUGGGCGUGUGGGGCAAAGUCAACCUGGAGGCGUACAUGGUGCUGGCUUCCGACGAGACCACUAAUGCGCCGUAUGUCCUCAUCGGCACCGGCGCCGCCAUCAUCAUUUUCGGGCUGUUUGGAUGCUUGGCCACAUGCCGGGGCAGCCCCUGGAUGCUCAAACUGUAUGCCAUGUUCUUGACUGUGGUCUUCUUGGCUGAGCUGGUGGCCGGCAUUUCAGGCUUCCUCUUCAGGCACGAAAUAAAGGCUAAACUAGGCAGCGCCUACAAAAAUGCAGUCAAGUCCUACAACAGCACUGAAAGCAGCAGAACUGCAGUGGACAUCAUUCAGAGGACUUUACAUUGCUGCGGGGUGAAAAACUACACGGACUGGGCCGACACGGACUACUUUAAAGACAACGGAAUCCCCGCCAGCUGCUGCAAAGUCAACAGCAACUGCCCCCCGGAAACCCUGAAAGACCUGGAGAAGGCCCAGAGUGAAGUGUACUCCACCGGCUGCUUCACGCUAGUCACUAAUGUGAUGGAGUCCAACCUGGGGAUCAUUGCUGGCAUCUCCUUUGGCAUCGCAUUCUUCCAGCUCAUUGGAAUAUUCCUGGCCUGCUGCCUGUCUCGAUACAUCACAAACAACCAGUACGAGAUGGUCUAAGUGUUCUGGAGGUGACUUCAUGUGUGCUGCUGCCGACUGACCCUCCUGUGAUUUUAGACUUUUUUUUUUAGAGUGACAAACCAAACCUUGCUGCCUUUUUUAUUUACUCACACUACACACGGCUGAGGAGCAGAAGGGAAUUUUGCAAAGGGAGUAUCAAAAGGAAAAGGUAGUUUUCCCCCUCAAUCAGGGACCAAAGCAUUUCAUACAAAUGUUUACUUCGAGAAAGAAUGAAAAUGUUCAUCACGUAGCUAAAGUACCUCUCCUUGUCUUGACAUUUCUUCAAUAAUGUGCCUAAGUAAGAAUACAUGAAGCUGUAAAGAGGGAUAUUAAGAUGCCAGCAUACAUCAAUAACAUAUCAGUGUUUAAUUGCUUUACCUUUGUGGAUGCAUGUGAAAUAUUAAAUGUGAAUUCACGCAAAUAUUCAAGUGACAUUAUUUCAAAAACUAUAUAGCAAGUGUAUUAUUAUUAUUAUUAGCUUGUUUUUGUUUUAACUAGGGCUGUCAAAAUGAAGUGGUAAACUCACAAAAUAAUAUUGCAUUAAUCAUUUAUUUUGACCGAAGAAGCUCUCUAUGCUACGGUUAGUGAUCAGAUGAAUGCAUACGUCGGUACAAAAACCAGCGAGGAGACUCUUGACUUGUGUGCUCGCUGGCAAAUUUUACUCCAAAAUAAAGCCUGGAAGAAGUUCACAUUAUGCAAACGAAUGUCAUGUAUUCAAGUAAAACGUUUAAAAACGUUCCUGGAUGACAAUAAAACUGCAUUUGUGUACACA